UAUUCAAGGUCAUCUACCUAAGCUGCUGUCUGCCUGUCUCUCCAAGCUGUGAUAGCAAAUAGGAUGUAAGACCUCCAGGCAGUGAGUGGAAUAUGAUCUCAGGCCCUAUGUCCCGCAUCUGUGAAACAAGUAGAUUGAAGCCAUCCUAUAUAUAAGGCCCAUUACAGCUCCCAGAGGCAGUAGCUCUGCGAAUGACGGCUUUGGGCUGGGAGAGAGACAAGAAAAGGGCAACUCAGAGGUAUUGCGCAUUUCGUCCUGUACCAAGUUCUGAAGCCAUGCUUCCUAACUGGGGGCGAUGUUGUCUGGAGACAUUUUUGGUUGUCACAGGUGGGGUGUGGGGUACUACUGGCCUCUAGUGGGUAGACACCAGGGGUGCAGUUAAACAUCCUUCAGUGCACUGGACAGCCCUCACAAUAAAGAAUUCUCUGCCCCCAAAUGGCAAUAGUGCCAAAAUUGAGGAACGCUGCUCUAACGUCAGAUAUCCUGGGUUCAGAUCCUGGCUGUCUCUCUUCCUGCCUGUGUGAUCUUGAAUGAGUUCCUUAGCCUCCCUGUGCCUUGUCUCUUCAUCUGUAAAGUGGGGUUAAUACCAGGGCCUGCAUCAGAGGCUUAUUGUGAAGAUUCAGUGAAGUAGAUCAAGAGUGCUUCGUAAGUGCCCAGAGUUUAGUAUUUUUAAAAUUUUUAUAUCUACUUUCUUAGUUUUCAUAAUAGCCCUACGAAGUGGGCUCUACCAUAUCCAGUUUUACACAUAAGGAAACUAAGGCAUAGGAAGUGACUUGUGUAAGGUUCCAUAGCUAAGAGUGGCAGAGCUGGGCUCAUAUUCUGAUCUCCGUAACCCUGUGUAUUCCCUCUUCCCUUGCUUUGUCCUUGGGAGACCUGAGUCUUCUUAUCUUAGCUGAUUCCCCUCUAAUGAAAGGAUUGCCCAGGGAGUAUUGCUGAGUGUCAACCUGAACUUUAAAGAGGAUAAAUGUAUGUGAUUAGGCAGGGGGCAGCCCCGGACUUGGUUCUCCAUUAGCUCUUAGACCAGUGGGUAGAUAAAGGCAGGAGCUUUAGGUUGGCAGACAUGAGGUACAAGAGACUAGGAGGUGCAGUAGGGAGGCCAUUGGCUUGAAAAAAGACCUCCUAGCAGGGGCUGAGGCUGAAGACAAUCCUAACCAUUGUUCUGAAUGAUCUCCCUCGGGCUUCUGUCCCCUGGGACAGAGUCACAGGCUUCACUCCCUCAGCUCCAGGACUAGCUCUGGCAUUGCUGAAGCCAGUUCAGAACAUCUGAGGACUGGAUGGGAAGGCUCGGGGCUCAACUGGAAGAGUCGCACGCACCCUUUAGGACAGUAUGUAAUGGGAAUUGACUCAGCCUGGGAAUCAGAGGCUUGUAGUCCAAAAUCCGCCCUCUGCUGCUGAUUCACUGAGUGAUCUUGGAUGAGUGCUUGCCCUUAUCAGCCUCAGUCAACUAAAAAUACAGAGCCUGGCCUUCCGGAGCAUGACCACAGAGCUGUUCGUUUCCGGGCGGCGCUAGCGGGGACCCUUCCCAGGAGGAGCCAUGGCCUCCGCGGCAGCGUCUCACCUGAACCUGGACGCCCUCCGCGAAGUGCUGGAAUGCCCCAUCUGCAUGGAGUCCUUCACGGAGGAGCAGCUGCGGCCCAAGCUCCUGCACUGCGGCCACACCAUCUGCCGCCAGUGCCUGGAGAAGCUCCUGGCCAGUAGCAUCAACGGCGUGCGCUGCCCCUUCUGCAGCAAGAUCACCCGCAUCACCAGCCUGACCCAGCUGACAGACAACCUGACGGUGCUGAAGAUCAUCGACACGGCGGGGCUCAGCGAGGCCGUGGGGCUGCUCAUGUGCCGCGCGUGCGGGCGGCGGCUGCCCCGGCGCUUCUGCCGGACCUGCGGCGUGGUGCUGUGCGAGCCCUGCCGGGAGGCGGACCACCAGCCCCCCGGCCACUGCACGCUGCCUGUGAAGGAGGCGGCGGACGAGCGGCGCCGCGGCUUUGGCGAGAAGCUGGCCCACCUGCGGGAGCUCAUGGGGGAGCUGCAGCGGCGGAAGGUCGCCUUGGAAGGGGUCUCCAAGGACCUGCAGGCGAGGUACAAGGCGGUUCUCCAGGAGUACGGGCACGAGGAGCGCAGGGUCCAGGAGGAGCUGGCUCGCUCGCGCAAGUUCUUCACAGGCUCCUUGGCUGAGGUCGAAAAAUCCAACAGCCAGGUAGUGGAGGAGCAGAGUUACCUGCUGAACAUUGCGGAGGUGCAGGCCGUGUCUCGCUGCGACUACUUCCUGGCCAAGAUCAAGCAGGCGGAUGUCGCCCUCCUGGAGGAGACGGCAGACGAGGAGGAGCCAGAGCUCACAGCCAGCCUGCCCCGGGAGCUCACCCUGCAGGACGUGGAGCUCCUGAAGGUGGGCCACGUGGGCCCCCUCCAAAUCGGGCAGGCCGUGAAGAAGCCCCGGACAGUCAACAUGGAAGAUUCCUGGGCCAUGGAGGCCGCGGCCUCUGCUGCCUCCAGCUCUGUUACAUUCCGGGAGAUGGACAUGAGCCCCGAGGAAGUGGCCGCCAGCCCCAGGGCCUCGCCGGCUAAGCAGCGGGGUUCUGAGACUGCGGCCAACAUCCAGCAGUGCCUCUUCCUCAAGAAGAUGGGGGCCAAGGGCAGCACCCCAGGCAUGUUCAACCUUCCAGUCAGCCUCUACGUGACCAGCCAAGGGGAGGUGCUGGUGGCCGACCGUGGCAACUACCGAAUCCAAGUCUUCACCCGCAAAGGCUUUCUGAAGGAGAUCCGCCGCAGCCCCAGCGGCAUCGACAGCUUCGUGCUGAGCUUCCUUGGGGCCGAUCUGCCCAAUCUCACUCCUCUGGCGGUGGCCAUGAACUGCCAUGGGCUGAUUGGCGUGACUGACAGCUAUGACAACUCCCUCAAAGUGUACACCUUGGAUGGCCACUGUGUGGCGUGUCACAGGAGCCAGCUGAGCAAACCCUGGGGCAUCACAGCCCUUCCAAAUGGCCAGUUCGUGGUAACCGAUGUGGAAGGUGGAAAGCUCUGGUGUUUCACUGUGGACCGAGGAGACGGGGUGGUCAAAUACAGCUGCCUCUGCAGUGCCGUGCGCCCCAAGUUUGUCACCUGUGAUGCCGAGGGCACCGUCUACUUCACCCAGGGCUUGGGCCUCAAUUUGGAGAGUCGGCAGAAUGAACACCACCUGGAGGGCGGCUUCUCCAUCGGCUCUGUGGGCCCUGAUGGGCAGCUGGGUCGCCAGAUCAGCCACUUCUUCUCGGAGAACGAGGACUUCCGCUGCAUCGCCGGCAUGUGCGUGGAUGCCCGUGGCGACCUCAUCGUGGCGGAUAGCAGCCGCAAGGAAAUUCUCCACUUUCCUAAGGGUGGGGGCUUCAGCGUCCUGAUUCGAGAGGGGCUCACGUGUCCCGUGGGCAUUGCCCUCACUCCUAAGGGGCAGCUGCUGGUCUUGGACUGUUGGGAUCACUGCAUCAAGAUCUACAGCUACCACCUGAGAAGAUAUUCCACCCCUUAGGGGGAUGGGUGGGACACAGUAGUUUCUUCUGUUCCUCAGCCACCUUCCCUUCCCUUAUUUCUUGGUUGGUGGUGGUACUGUACAGUAGACCCGGCCUAUGUCCUCAUUCCAGCUGGCUAGUCCUAGAAGUUUAGAAGCUCUUUUAGUUUUUUACUUGCGUUAUUCCACGCCCCCGUCCCGCCCUUAAAUUUAGAGCUUUAACAGAUACCCUAAACAAGACCCAUGAUGUGAUGGAGUUAGCUGAAGUCUGACUAGAACUUAAGGUACUUCCAGGCUUCAGGAGAGAGCCGUUUGCCCUGAAUUUGGGAUUUGCCCUUGUGUUGAACUCUUGCUGGUGUUUCUCUUUUGGCUUCGAUGACCCUGCUCCAUUAUUUCCUUCCUAUUACAACGUGUUUCGUCGGUGACACUUUCUCUUCAGCUCUGCUGCGUUGUGUGUGCAUGCUCCAGUGAGAUCUGCUCCAUCUUUCAGUGACAUUUUAGACGUCAUAUCCUUGUGGCAGGAUGUCUGAGGUCUGAUCACCUUUACCAGGGUGGAAACUCAUUCAUUUAGUGCCACCAAGGGAGACAUGUAGUCCCUUUGGGAAGCUGGCCCUCUCGGAUUGGUCUCUCAUUGCAGAUGUGACAGAGAAUGAAUUGACCCCAGUUGGUUGGUGUUGAAGACUACAGUCCGGAGAUCGCUUGCCUUCUAAAGGAGCACAUAGAUUGGAUUAUGCCAAAGCACAGGAAGAUGGGAAUAAACAACCAUACAUGCUAACCCAGUCAGCAGUCAGUGUUGGAUAGUCUCUAGAGCUCAUCGGUUUUCAGACUGCCCCUCUCCACUGACCUGGGCGGAGACUGGUCUGUGGACUCGUACAGCACGGGCCAGGGCCAGCAAAGUGGGGAGGUGGACACAUCUCAUCUCAUUUGUGAAACAAAAUUGGUGGGUCCUUAUUCUGUAUUUUCCUCAAGUGAGUGUGUAAUCCUUGGUUUCGGGGUUAAUUUCUACUUCUGUAUUAAAUAAUGCACAACUGUUUCUUCAUCA
Molecule: messenger RNA, 4517 nt
Organism: Hipposideros armiger (great roundleaf bat)
Lineage: Eukaryota; Metazoa; Chordata; Mammalia; Chiroptera; Hipposideridae
Gene: TRIM32
Product: tripartite motif containing 32
Exons: 2
Coding region: 1535-3496 (653 amino acids)
Cellular component (GO): cytoplasm
Molecular function (GO): zinc ion binding; protein binding
Source: RefSeq, a predicted model, not a curated record